AUGGUUGCUUUCAAGCGCUUUCAACAUUCCCUGGCCUCUCCUUUAUAUGUCACCCGCUCUCAUCCUUCUUCAGCACGACCAAUCCGUCCGACACAGGCCUCGACUAACACACUACCUUCUCCAGCUGAAUCUAAAUCCAACCUCACAGCCGCGGAAAAGGCCAAGCUCCGCCGCCAGCAGGUCCGUAAGGCGCAGAUACAGCACCGCACGCGCAAGGCCAACUACAUCAAGCAGCUCGAGCUUGACGUCUGCCGCUUCAGAGAUAUGAUCGCCGCGGCCGAGAAGGAGGCCCUCGCCUUCCGCAGGCAGAACGAGGGCAUGCGGGGCGCUCUGAUGGCCAGAGGUCUCAGUGUGCCUGAGGAGUUGAAGGGCCAGGAGGGAGUUGUCCGCGAGACUCGGAUCAUGGAUUCUCAAAAGCCCGUGGAGGCGGUUGCGCCCAGGGAGGUGACGGAGCCGGUGGCGGUACAGCAACAGCAGCAGAAGGGACAUGCUCAAGCUCCGCAACAGAUGCUCGCACAGCCUGUUCCCCAGCAACAGCUCCCGACCGCAUAUUCAGAGGCGUAUCAAUCUGAACUCACAGACGAUAACUACGAGUACGACCCCUACCCGCCCGCCGACCUCUUCGCGGACAUCGACAUGGGCGAGGUUACCGUCACAAUGCGCAAGGACGAGGCCCUUGGCACGCCAUGCGUCCAAAUCGUCUCGUCGUCACCGGCCGUUACUCAUCCGCCGAUGUCUGACCAGCUCACUCCGGAACAAGAGAUAACCGCCAUUAACCUUAUCCUUGCCAUGGAACACAUCUGCUGGAACCACUUCCACCCACGCCAGUUCCCCGCCCAUGCCGACCCCUGCAGCGCCGCUUCGGGCCACACCAUGAUGGCCUCGACCAUGUGCAUGUCCAGUGCCCCCGCUCGCGUGUACCGCACCAUCCGUCGCGGCGAGGCCGAUACCGCGACACACACGUGGCGUGCCGAUACGGGUGCCGGGUCCGCGCUGUCCUUGAAGUCAUUGCUGUCACUCGCCAAAACGCUGAACCCGGGCGACAUCGAGCUGACGCCCGUGCAGGCAUGGUUCGAGCUGGCGGCGCGGUACGGCGCCGCAGCGCUAAUGCGGGAAAACGUGAUUGAGGCGCUCAAGAGGGAGUUUUGCGGUGUUGUAGACUGUAUCCACUUCGGCGCCAUCAUUGAGCGGGAUGCGUUUGAGAGCGUGGUGGCAAGGGUUAUGGAGCAGGUUGGGGUUAGGGAGCUAGAGUGGGAGAUGGAUGUUGAUGAAGAGAGGGUGGAUGUCAGGAUGGCGGCCGGAACGCAAGGGAUUGCUGCUUGA
Colletotrichum spaethianum is the source of this 1323-nucleotide messenger RNA. RefSeq lists its product as uncharacterized. Lineage: Eukaryota; Fungi; Ascomycota; Sordariomycetes; Glomerellales; Glomerellaceae. Bases 1 to 1323 code for a protein of 440 amino acids. The transcript is spliced from 2 exons. Gene Ontology annotation, cellular component: RNA polymerase II transcription regulator complex. The record is from RefSeq and is a predicted model, not a curated record. Gene Ontology annotation, molecular function: DNA-binding transcription activator activity, RNA polymerase II-specific; transcription cis-regulatory region binding.